Molecule: messenger RNA, 348 nt
Organism: Opisthorchis viverrini
Lineage: Eukaryota; Metazoa; Platyhelminthes; Trematoda; Opisthorchiida; Opisthorchiidae
Exons: 2
Coding region: 1-348 (115 amino acids)
Source: RefSeq, a predicted model, not a curated record
AUGGCGGCUUUGAGUCUGGCUUCACAUGAAUCACAGCAUGAUACUGUCCACAAGAAAAUGACGCCGGAUGCUUCCAAGUACCGACAAAGCGGCUUGUCAGGUGUAAGUCACCCACUGCUACGGCAUCACCUGCUUCGAAUACGCACGGCAAAUGGCAUCAGCUUCGAUGGCGAUUACCACCAAGGAACCCUUCGUGGGGUCUACCUUCAACAGAGUGAAACACCCAGACAUCUAGUUGGCAGUGAGUUCAAGAUCGCCCGGUGCGGUCGAUCAACUGAAUGGAACACAACUUACACAAACGCGUGCAGACCACAGGCCAGUCGAUACAACUUGGUGAAUCACCGUUAA